Corythoichthys intestinalis (scribbled pipefish) is the source of this 4756-nucleotide messenger RNA. RefSeq names its product patatin-like phospholipase domain containing 1 (gene pnpla1). Gene Ontology annotation, biological process: triglyceride catabolic process; lipid homeostasis. Gene Ontology annotation, molecular function: triacylglycerol lipase activity. The transcript has 9 exons. Lineage: Eukaryota; Metazoa; Chordata; Actinopteri; Syngnathiformes; Syngnathidae. Gene Ontology annotation, cellular component: membrane; cytoplasm; lipid droplet. The coding region runs from base 123 to 1538 and encodes 471 amino acids. The record is from RefSeq and is a predicted model, not a curated record.
AGGCAUCACUGAAAAACCUCCUACAGUUCACCGAAUAGUAUCUUUGAGACGGACACACAUUUUUGGGCAAUUCUCAGAUAACUGAUUGAAAUUGGAAUUUGGCUUUUACUGACAGCCUCAAAAUGGUUCUCGAGGUAUCCAGUGUUAAUUUUCGAGAGGCACCAUCUUCAAUUUCAUUUUCUGGAUCAGGUUUUUUGUCCACCUACCAGAUAGGCGUUGCUCAGUGUUUUCUACAAAAUGCGCCAUGGAUACUGCACAAGGCACCACGAAUCCUCGGUGCAUCAGCAGGGUCUUUGGUAGCUGCUGCUGUUGCCUGUGAAAUAAACCUGAUCUCGAUGCGAAAUGAGAUGCUGAACUUCGCAAAAGUGAUGAAGGCCUUUGCACUUGGGCCAUUUAACCCUUCUGUUGAUAUUCUGCAAUGGUUAAAAUAUGUAUUAUACAAAAACCUUCCCACUGAUGCACAUCUCCUUGCAAAUGGGCGUCUCGCUGUCGCUAUGACCCGUCUGGAUGACGGCCAUUACACUGUUAUAACAGAGUACCAGUCAAAAGAGGAUGUCGUACAGGCCCUGCUUUGUAGCUGCUUUGUUCCGGGAUAUUGCGGCAUGCUGCCUCCCUCCCUUAAUGGAGUACACUAUAUGGAUGGAGGUUUCAGCAAAAUACAGCCAGUUCUGGCACUACCCAGUCAUACUUUAACCGUUUCUCCAUUCUCUGGAGAGACAGACAUCUGCCCCCCUGAUCAACCAUGCAUGUUGGACAUGGUGGUGACCGGACUAACUCUGAAGGGCAAUUUGGCCAAUGGCCUAAGAUUUUGGAAUGCACUCUACCCCAUAAAGCUAGAGACUGUAGAACAAGCCUAUCACAGUGGUUACAAAGAUGCCUAUGAAUUUCUUCUGCGCAAUGAACUUCUCUCGAACAUGAACAUGUUUACCAUGUCCCAAGGAUUCGACAACUACUCUUGCACAAAAACACCGAUAUUCCCAGAGACUGCUCCCGAGGAAGAAGAGGAUAAUGAAAUUGAGACAACAGAAUUGCCGUUUUUUCAAGGCAGCCAAAGCAAGCAGAUUAACACUUCUGUUGAACUCCAAUCUUCAACUGGAAAACUGACAAUUACAGAACUUCCUCUCACUUUUGACUCCGCCAAGAAUGUUCUGCUGGGCAACGUGACAACGUAUUGGAGCAUGCUGGGACCCUCUGGAUAUUUUACCUACUUGCUGGUCCCUAUGAUGCUGUUGUUCCAGACUCUGAUUGAGACUGUAGAAAUAGUUGAGGUGCUGCUCCGAAAGACUCCAGAACGAGCUUUUUGGACUUGGUGUGGCCUGAGACAGUUUGCAGUCUUCUUUUUUGGAAUAAUGAUCUGUACCUUCAAGAAGAACCUGAAUGACAGGAUGUUGUCCAUAAUGCAGUUGUUGAGUCAAGCUCAAAAUGAGGUUCCACAAAAGCACAGUCGCCCUCCACGUCGCAAGUUUGCUUCUCCUCUUUAUUCUGAAAGUGUCAGAUUUGGAGGUUUGCGAUCCAUACCUCCGUUGCGAGGGUUGUAAAAUUCCAGAAGACUUUUUUUUUUUUUUCCAAAAGUAGUCCACCCAGAAAGCAUAUUCUUUAAUAUGUGUUCAACUUGUGUCAACACAGUUUCUUUGUUUGCAUAUUGCCAAAGAGCACUUUGGUUUACUGUGUUACGAUGAAAUGCAUCAUUUAAGCACUUCAUUGUACAGUUGACCCUCAUGAUACCAGCACCUCACCUUAUGGGUUUUUCACGAUACGAGCAUUGUCACGGGAGAAAAUGACUCUGAUUAUGUGAGCAAAUUUUCACCAUACAAGUGAAAUCCAGAAAAGCCUCUUUCUCACGUGGCGUGUACGAGUGCCUCGGCAUCCCACCAGGUGGCAUUGCUGUGUUUCCAAAGUGUCUCGGCGUCCCACCAGAGGCCAUACGAGCAUCUCGCAUCAACAGUCCCCCAUUUGUCCACCUGCUGCUCAUCCUCGUUUUUUAAAUUAUUUUUUAAAAUCUAAAUGCAUCCAAAUCAUUUGUGCUUACAAGUAAACAUCAAUUUUAUACCCUAAGAAAGUGGUGCCAAAGACAAUGGUGAGAAAAAGAAAAUAAUGCUCGGAAUUGAAACAAUGCAAAAACUAAUAAGGAGAUGAAAAGAGUGCACGUGUUAGCAUGUUAUGAGUAUAAGCGUUCGAGUUCUACAAUCUGGUAAGCGUUUAUACAAUAUAAAAAUAACAUUGUCUUGUACUUUUAGUUUCUUUUUCUGAUUAUUUAGCCUUAAAAGUAAUGCCUUUAAUUAAUAUUAGGGUAAUAUGGGGGUUUCAUUGGAAGUGUUACAUUAACUGUAAUUCAAUUAUUUCUUAUGAGAAAAUACAUUAAUGAUACGACGACAUUCACGUUACAAGCUUGACUGUGGAACGAAUUGUGCUCGUAUGAGGAGGGUCCACUGUACACAUUUGGCAGUAUUUAAGUGGUGUCCAAGAAUUUGUCUUCUCGUUCUCUUAAUUACAGUCAUCCUUAUGCUUCAGUCAUGUAUGUAAGGCAUUUGUACCUCGUUAUUUUGUAAAUAGGCAUAUGACUGAAUUAACGUAAUGAAGCAUUUUUCAUGUUGUUUUUAUACAUGCAGCAAUAUACUUCACUGACAAGCACCCAGUCGGUCAAUUAAAGCAUUAAAGCACUGUCACAGAUGAAAACAGUCUUAAACUGCUCAUGUUACUCUAAUUAAAGGUGCGCAAUGUAGGGUUGAUGUCCAAAAAGGAAACUUCAACUAGAUCAAAAUAUUGACCAGCACAAAAUUCCCUCCCUAUUGGAGUUCCUAGAAUACCGCUUCAGAUUGGAGGAGCUGCAGGAAAAGAACUUUAAGUGGCAUACGACAAAUGCUCUGCAGAAGAUAUAUCUUAUUUUUUAUUUUUAUCCAAGAUGUUUUCAAUGUAAUAAUGCCAACAUUUAGUAAUGACUAGAGGUGUGAGAAAUUUCCGAUUCUUAGAUUAUUUGCGAUUCGGCCGUGAAAGAUUCGAGAACGAUUCACAAACAUCCAAAUUCCUUGAAAUAGCCAUUUAGUUCCAAAUAGCGGAACUAAAACACAGUCAGCACGGUCUUCGGGACACAAUGGCGAACGGUCUGAGAGUAAACAUCAUGCUUGUCAUUAGCCGGGUAAUUACAAUGCUGAACCCACGUCUCUGGCUUAAGUCAUGCCGCUAAAUAAAAAAACAAUAAUAUCUGACGGCUGCCGACAGCCGCUACAAACUACACCCACAUAAUGCAACAGUAGAUAUCAAUUGUAUAAAGAACUAGAUGCAAAAUGACAGACUCGGUGGCGUUAGCAGCACAAGUAUAGAAAAUUAGAUGCGAAAUGAUAGACUUGCCGGCGUUACUAAACAGCCGCCAUCUUAAAGCAGUAGACUUCCCUGGAAGGCUGUUGUAGCGAAUCUUACAAACGAACCUAAUUAACUUUUUGUCUAAAAUACUCCUACAUCGACAAAAUCUUGACUUGAUUCUAUCUUUAAAUGAUGAAACAGUUUUGAAAAUUUCAAAUGUCGAAAGUAGACAGAUGGGAAGUUAUGGAAUAACGGGAGCAAUUUUAACAACUUUAACGGUUGAUUCACAACAUUAAAUUAAUGUAGUUUAAAGCUGCUGAUACAGGAUGGGGACGUGAGUAUUUUAUUUAAUGUUUUGAACUGUUAACUUGAUACUGAAAUAGUUGUUUAUUUAAGCCUGAGAUUAUUUUUGUAACUAAUGUACGAAACAUUAAAAGCUGCUUAAGGGAGGGGGGGGUGCAUCAAUAAUCGACUUGUAAUCGAAUCGUAGCCUCUGAAUCAUAAUUGACUCUUUAGGUGCCCAAAGAUUCCCACCUCUGGUAAUUACAAUGAAAAGAGCCAUGAUAUGAGGUCCAAGUUAGUUUAUCUCACCAUGACAGCAGGGAGGGGUACUUUUCUGAAUGUAUAAGCACACUGGCAAAGAAAAAUACAGUAUAAUUUGGUCAUGCAUUGACAGCAUCCAUCCAAGAAAAUUUAUCGCUCCAUCCAUUUUAAUUUCAAUUACCGACUAAAUAUUUACACGCGUAAAGACUUAUCUCUGCCCCGGUCAAUGGAUCCACAUGCUAAGGACUGAAACGUAGCACCGCUCAGUGGAUCCACAUGCUAAAUAACGUAGCGCAAUUGCGCCAAAUGAAUGCAUAUACUUGUUUUGCUCCUGUUAUUAUUUUGAAUCCCUUGAAAUUCGUAUCGACGUUUUUUGCUGGAGUGGUAGACAUAAUUUAGACGGUUUGUUAAAGCUGGCGCAGGCUGUGGCAAUCCAGACGAAGACUGGAAACGGGUCUCGUGAUUGGCUGAUGAUCAACACGGAAGCAAAACAGAAACAAAUUUGCAACGCGUAAAUCAUCUUUUAAAAUGGAAAUUGAAAGAUUGCUGCUUAACCCUUGAGAUCCGUUUUACAAGUAUUUCCCAAAAAACUGUUACUUUAGUGUCUAUAGAAAUAUUAUGGCCAUUUCAUGAACAAUUCAAGUCCAAAUCUUACAUUGUGCACCUCUGACAAAUGUAAUUUCAAAAACUGCAUCCUUCAUUUCCUGGUGUAAUAUUUUGGUGAAGUUCUAUAUAGUAUACUGAUGUUGUGGCGUAUUGUCAUAUGGGCAGUUUUACUUUUUCACCUACUGUAGUUAACACUUGGUAAUUUUAAAUAAACCAAUUGCCUGCAACUUAAAUGUUUCCGUUUCCUCUUUGCUCAUUAUCUUGGGAAUUCGUAUUACUAUAAACAUUUUCAAGGUAUCAAUAAACC